Molecule: messenger RNA, 2172 nt
Organism: Acaulospora colombiana
Lineage: Eukaryota; Fungi; Glomeromycota; Glomeromycetes; Diversisporales; Acaulosporaceae
Source: the annotation of a GenBank genome assembly
AUGGAUCUAAAGGUAACAAAGUUGAUACGUCAAUCUGUUCCUAACAUUGAUGAUGCUAUUGUCGACUACGUGAUCGGUUACCUUGACGAAAAUUCAUCUAUAACUGAUGAAGAGGAUGUUAUAACAGAUUUUGUCCGUCCAAUUUUGUUAGACGCAGGUGGGGAUGAGGUUCAAAUUCAAAAACUUUGCGAGGAAUUGACAAAACUUUUUGCACAAAUAUCCAAGAAUAACUUGGAAAAUGAAAAAAUCAAGGGCAGCGGACUCAAUAAACUGGAACAACCCGUGAAUAUGCUCUUGAAAAACUCGAUAUCUGCAACUGCUGGUUUGGUUUCGCAAUCUGUGGACUUGGAAGCUGUUAGCGGAAGAAAACUUGGAACACGAGUUGAUACAAAAAAAUUGGAAAAGGCUGAGGCAAAAAUAAGAUCCAAAAUCGAGAAAAGGGAAAGACGAUCGAAUUAUGAAUCAAGUAAAUUGCUAUCAAAGAAGAACGAUGAUGCCGAAUUCUACAUGAAAGUAAAUCCGAUCUUGGACUACACUACUACAAAAGGGAAAAUUAAGGACGUCAAGAUAGAAAACUUCGAUAUCUCAUUUGGAGGAAAAAGAAUAUUGACCAAUGCUACAUUGACGCUAGUCUACGGCAGAAGAUAUGGUUUGGUCGGAAGAAAUGGUAUUGGUAAAUCAACGUUGUUGAGAACCAUGUCGAGAAGGGAAAUUAGCGUGCCAACUCAUAUCAGUAUUCUUCACGUGGAACAGGAGAUGGUUGGUGACGAUACGCUGGCUAUUCAAGCAGUGCUGAGCGCAGAUGUUUGGCGAGAACAUCUCUUAAACGAGGAAAGAAAUCUAAAUCAAAAAAUUGGUGAAUUAGAAAAGACACUUGAAGACGUCUCGGAUUCUGUUUCCGUUGAACAAGAGAAAGAGGCAAUUGGUUCAAGAUUAAAGGAAGUAUACCAAAAAUUGGAGGAAAUUGAAAGUGACAAGGCUGAAUCACGUGCCGCUGCUAUCCUAUUUGGUCUAGGAUUUCCACCGGAAAAGCAUCGCCAUCCAACUAGAACUUUUUCGGGUGGCUGGAGGAUGCGUCUUGCUUUGGCAAGGGCAUUAUUUUGUCGCCCUGAUUUAUUAUUAUUAGACGAACCUACCAACAUGUUAGAUAUUCCUGCUGUCGCAUGGCUAGAACAAUACCUCAAAAAAUGGCCAAGCACUUUACUUGUCGUUUCUCAUGACCGAGAUGAAGUGGCAACUGAUAUAUUGCAUCAACACUCUGAGCGCCUUGAUUACUAUAAGGGAAAUUUUACACAAUUCUAUGCCACUAAAGAAGAACGCCGUAAAAAUCAUUUACGUGAGUACGAAAGUCAACUUCAAUACAGAAAACACUUGCAAGAUUUUAUCGAUCGUUGGAGAUACAACGCCAAAAGAGGACCUCAGGCUCAAAGUAAAAUUAAGUUAUUGGAAAAGCUUCCUGUUCUGGAACCUCCGGAGUUCACUUUUUACAGAUUUCCUGAUCCGGAUGCACUGAGUCCACCCAUCCUUCGGUUAUCUGAUGUCACUUUCGGAUACGAAAAUGGACCUGCAAUACUGACGAAUGCUAACCUAUCCGUUCAACUGGAUUCGCGAAUAGCUGUAGUCGGUCCCAAUGGAGCUGGUAAAUCUACCUUGCUAAAAUUACUAACGGGCAUUUUGGAACCGCGUACUGGGCAAGUACAUCGGCACGGGCGCCUUAGGUUCGCGCAUUUCAUGCAACAUCACGUGGAUCAACUAGAUCUUAAUACAAGCGCGGUAGGAUUUUUGUCCCAAAAAUUUCCAGGCAAGAGUGAAGAAGAAUAUCGACGUCAACUAGGUAAUUUCGGAAUUACUGGUAUGACGGGGCUGCAGUCAUUAGAAACUCUUUCAGGAGGUCAAAAAAGCAGGGUCUCCUUUGCAUGUUUGGGCUUACAAUAUCCGCACAUCUUGAUAUUAGAUGAGCCCACCAAUCAUCUCGACAUGGACUCGAUAGAUGCUCUGACAAAUGCUCUCAAAGAGUUUAAAGGAGGGGUGAUCCUUGUAUCUCAUGACGAACGGUUCAUUGAUUCAGUGUGCAACGAAAUUUGGGUUUGUGAAUCUGGUAAAGUAAGGAGAUUCGAAGGUGACACUAUCAAACAAUAUAGAGAAUUAAUUGUGCCAAAAGAAGAACCAUGA